CCGGCAGGCCCCGGCGGGGCCGUGCCCAGUGACAGGGCCGAUGACGGCGGGCUGCCCGGGUGCGCGUGGGCGACUCAGAAAAUGGAAGCAGGCGGCGCCCCAGGCAGCAGCGCGGAGCGGCAGCCAGUCGCCGACCAGGACGGCCGCGAGCAGCAGGUGACCCAGGACCCCGUCCACGACGCCGUGCAGGAGGACAUCGAGGCACAGGUCUGCCCGCCCGACCUGCCUGACGACGACGACGAGGACGCCGACGACGACGACCAACAAACCGAGGGCCCUGUCAAGGACAACCACAUCCCCACAGAGGACGAGCCGGAUCAGGCGGACCCCGACAAGGACCAGGAGCAAACGGAGCAGGCGGCUGCGACUGUCGCCGACCCGGACCAGCAGGUCUCAAACGACAAGACCCCGCCGCCGCAGCCCCGCGUCCAAGACAGCGCGCCGGCCAAGAGCAGGCUGCCCGUCACCGCGAAGCGGCCCACCGCCCCACCGACCAAGCCGACCUCGAAGCCCCCCAUGCGCAGGGCGCCGCCAGCGCCGCCGCACCAACCGUCCAGGAAGUCAGCCAUGAUGCGGAUCAACCAGCAGCCGUCGCACCACCAGGACUCGUUUGGCGACGGCAUCAGGACGGGGCCCUCGGACAUCGACUCGGACUCGGAGGUCUCGGACGCCGAGCACUUCCUGGCCAAGGGGGCCUUCCUGCUCACGCCCAGCCACGAGCUGAGUCUGGAGAAGGCGUCCGCCAUCUGCGAGAGGAUGAACUUCAACGCGCCCUUCUCGCUCACCAAGACCGCCACGGGGAUCCUGUUCAAGUUCGCGCGCCCCGAGGACUUCAUGGCCACCUUCAAGAAGGGCUUCCAUAAAGUGACCGGGGCGCGCUUCUACAAGAAAAUCCCGAUCCCCUGCCGGCCGCAGAAGACGUUCACGGUGUUCGUGCUGGAAGUGCCGGAGGAAGUGCCCGAGGAGGACAUUCGCCACGCCCUCUACAAAUUCCAUUCGGUCGUGGAAGUGGUCCGCCUGGUGGGCACGGGAGGGCCGCAGCAGCUCACACUGCAAAAGGACUCAAGUGGCGGCGGCGGCGCUGCCGCGUCCUCCAAGGCGGUGGAGAAGGCCGUCGGCUCGACGGUGAGCGGGUCCACGGUGGAGCUGGGCUCGGCCGGGCCGCCGCCGCUCAUCCGCGUCACCCUGGCCAACCUCGACGAGUACAACAUCCUGCUGCAGAACGGGCUCGACUUCUACGGCGCCACCUUCUUCCCCACCGAGGCCGCCUCGCCCAGCGGGCUGGUGCGUCUGCCCGGCGCCGCGGCUCGCAAGCAGCAGGGCAACAGAAUUCUCGAUGUGGUUACAGCUUCGGGACAGCGUGUUCGUGACCUCCUGCCACUGCUGAAAAUGCACUCUGAAGUUUUAGAGUGCAAAAUGUCUGAGUGCAGUUACACACACAAAUUUCGCGGAUCCGAGAGUGCGAAUUGCUGAGUACUUCUGCACUCAGAACACCUCUGAGAGUGACUUAAUCAGAGUGAGUGCAACUUCAAACAAUUUACUUCCUACUAUAUGUGGUUAAGGAACGACAGGGAACAAUGUUCUGGGGGUCAGAAACGAGGCGGAGCCGAAUUUGUGGUCCGUUUCGUCGUAUCUCAACUUUUGAAAUUUCGUGACGAAAAAUUGUGGUCCAAAAGGUAAGGCAAGGGAAUCCCAGUACUAAUUUUGAACGUAGAUUCCGAAUAUGAACUUAGUUUUCUCGUAUUACACUUAGUUGUAUACGAACUCGAAACCAGUUUUUGCGACACUCUGGAGACGUCACUUAGGAAAGGGCACUCUCAACUUUCACACUCUAGCGGACCGAAGAUUUCAGAGUUCACAUACGCACUCUAAAAAUUUGUGAGUGCAAACCUGUGCACUCACAAAUUUUUGGAGUGUCAUGGUCAGAGUGCAAGAGCCACUCAGAAAUUCUCUGAGUGGCACUCUUAACUCUCCCCUACACUCACAAUUGUACAGAGCACUCAGAAUAUUGAGAGUGUCACUUAGAAUUUUCAGAGUGUCACUCUCAAAAUUCUGAGUGCAUUUUCAGCAGUGGCCCGUAUUUGACUCGGCCGGCUUUUCCAAGAUCCCACCGCCAGUCAUGAAGACCAUCAAGCCCCUGAAGCACUGAGCGGUUGGAUGAUCCCACGCCCCGAGCCCGAGCCGCCCCGCCCAGCCACCAUGACUUGCAGCGCCACUGGGCCACGAACAUCGGCCAGUUCCUACUUUUAACAUGAUAGUAUACCUAAUUUUUUAAUAUUCCACUGGUCAAACAACGGUGGAUAAUAGCACUUCUGUAUGGGUGCUAAAAGAUUUUAACUUUAAACUGUGUGUAAAGUUACCAAAAUACCCUGUUGGUGGUGCUAAAUUUUGGUGCCUUUGGCAGCUUUAACCCAUAAAAAUAAUCAUCUAGCGCUUUUAUUCUAGCACACUCUAAAUCUGGAGGAACUGUUGUUGUCCAUAGAAAGUUCACAUCGCAUCGAGAUGCAAACAACGUGCCCUAGCAAGCACAAAACAAAUUCCAUAAGAACGAGCAGAUUAAUAAUGUAGCAAAUUCAUUUGGUACACCUUGCAACUUGUUAUUAUUAUGCCUACGUUCAAUUCUGCAUAUGAAGUUAAGAUGUGCACAAAACGCAUCGUUCUAAAAACAGGACCUCUUAGAUUUAGAUUGCAUUGAUAGGGUAUUUCCACAUCUCCUCGUAAAUGAUCAUUAAUGUCCGCACCGGUGAAAAUUUACGCGCAUCAAUUUAUUCACUCAAAAAACCAAAACAACCACGCUCGUUUUUAAAAUAAAAUUUCAAAAAUUUCAAAUAAAAGUACCCCUGUCACUCCUUUGCUUUACACCGCAUUUUUAUACGAUUGUUGAAAUAAAUUUAAGCGUAGUUAAGGAGAAA
This is a messenger RNA of Frankliniella occidentalis (western flower thrips), 2912 nucleotides long. RefSeq lists its product as uncharacterized. Lineage: Eukaryota; Metazoa; Arthropoda; Insecta; Thysanoptera; Thripidae. The record is from RefSeq and is a predicted model, not a curated record. The coding region runs from base 82 to 1473 and encodes 463 amino acids. The transcript is spliced from 5 exons. Gene Ontology annotation, molecular function: nucleic acid binding.